Aspergillus saccharolyticus JOP 1030-1 is the source of this 243-nucleotide messenger RNA. Its product is annotated as U4/U6-U5 snRNP complex subunit LSM6. The record is from RefSeq and is a predicted model, not a curated record. The coding region runs from base 1 to 243 and encodes 80 amino acids. Gene Ontology annotation, cellular component: U6 snRNP; P-body; sno(s)RNA-containing ribonucleoprotein complex. Gene Ontology annotation, biological process: maturation of SSU-rRNA; mRNA splicing, via spliceosome. The transcript has 3 exons. Lineage: Eukaryota; Fungi; Ascomycota; Eurotiomycetes; Eurotiales; Aspergillaceae. Gene Ontology annotation, molecular function: RNA binding.
AUGGAAAAUGGUACAUCCUCUGAAGGGAAAGAUCCUUCGGCUUUCCUUGGUGAGAUAAUCGGCGCUCCAGUAACCAUCAAAUUGAACUCUGGUGUUGUUUACAAAGGCGAACUCCAGUCAGUUGAUGGCUACAUGAACAUAGCUUUGGAAAAAUCCGAGGAGUUUGUCAACGGUCGUUUAACGCGGACCUAUGGUGAUGCUUUUAUCCGCGGUAAUAAUGUGCUUUACAUCUCCGCUCACUGA